Leucoraja erinaceus (little skate) is the source of this 1626-nucleotide messenger RNA. RefSeq names its product protein phosphatase 1 regulatory subunit 3E-like. Gene Ontology annotation, biological process: regulation of glycogen biosynthetic process. Gene Ontology annotation, cellular component: protein phosphatase type 1 complex. Lineage: Eukaryota; Metazoa; Chordata; Chondrichthyes; Rajiformes; Rajidae. The record is from RefSeq and is a predicted model, not a curated record. Gene Ontology annotation, molecular function: protein phosphatase 1 binding; glycogen binding.
AUGGCCUUAUGGCAGCAGGCACCGAGCGUGACCUCUGUCGUGUCCUCGGUGGCCCAGAGUCUGGCUACCGGCGCAGUGGGGGGGACAGUAAGUGAGCAGAAACAACCCCCUCACCCCACACCUCCCCCCCCCGGCCUCCGCCCGCCCCCCCUCCCUCUCGCACCAUGUUCCGGCCCCCACCCCCCCCACGUAGACAUUCCCCGCAACCUGAGCUACAUCUCGGGCCUGUACGAGAAGGCCUACCGGGAGGGGGGGGAGUCCCGAGGAGGAGGCGCGGCGCGCUCAGCGGCCCCCGCCUCGCCCAGGGAGCGGCGCAAGCGGAGGGCGAGCUCGCUGCCGGCGGGGGUGGGCCGGGCCGGCCCUGGCGAGGAGGAGGAGGAGGAUGGGGGGGCCCGCGGGAGGGGCAGGGGGGGGAGGGGGGCCGCCGGGAGGGGCCGCAGCCGGAGCCCCGACACCAGGAAGCGGGUGAGGUUCGCCGACUCGCUGGGACUGGAGCUGGCGGCCGUGAGGCGCUUCAACCGCUGGCAACCCCCUCGUGUGCCCUCCCUCGCCCAGGCGCGGGAUCGAAUACAGGCCCAGGCGCAGGCUCAGCUGCAGGCCCAGGCACAGGCCCAACUACAGGCCCGAGCACAGGCCCAACUGCAGGCGCAGGCUCAACUACAGGCCCAGGCCCAACUACAGGCCCGGGCACAGGUUCAACUGCAGGCCCAGGCACGGGAUCAACUACAGGCCCAGGCUUUGACUCAACGCAACGCCGCACUAGGCCCCAGACCAGGCCCUUGGCUGGAGAUGGAGAUGGACGGCAAGGACUCGGUGCAGCACCCGUGGAGACUGGAGCCGGCCUUUGCCAACCCACUGGGGCAGCCGGGCUUUGGCGAGCGUCUGCGCCGGGACAAGGUUUGCCUGGAGGGGCUGUCGGUGGAGGGGGACCGUGUGCGUGGCACGGUGCGGGUGCUGAACUUGGCCUUCACCAAGGAGGUGUGGGUCCGGCACUCGUCCGACAGCUGGCGUUCCCACGCCGACACGCCGGCCCGGUUCAUCCCCGGCUCCACCGACCGGCAAACCGACCGCUUCGCCUUCGAGUUGCCGCCGCCGCUGCCCCGGGCCGGGACCGGCGGCCUCCAGCUGGCUCUCCGAUUCACCGCUGGUGCUCACAGCUACUGGGACAACAACGGCGGCACUAACUACCGGCUACGGGCAGUGGCAUCGGCAGCUCCACCCGUACCCACACCCCCACCCGCACCCUCCCCACCCCCAGAACACUGGGGGGCCAGCUGGAUACACUUCAUAUGACACCCACCCCCCACCCUAGGGACCAACCCAGCGGACAUAGGGACCAACACAGCGACUCCUCCCCCCAGCACCUCCAGUGGGUGAGGACCAGGUGUCACCCAGUGGGUGAGGAUCGGGUGUCACCCAGUGGGUGAGGAUCGGGUGUCACCCAGUGGGUGAGGAUCGGGUGUCACCCAGUGGGUGAGGACCGGGUGUCACCCAGUGGGUGAGGAUCGGGUGUCACCCAGUGGGUGAGGAUCGGGUGUCACCCAGUGGGUGAGGAUCGGUGUCACCCAGUGGGUGAGGAUCAGGUGUCACCCAGUGGGUGAGGAUCGGGUGUCACCCAGUGGGUGA